Molecule: messenger RNA, 1282 nt
Organism: Folsomia candida
Lineage: Eukaryota; Metazoa; Arthropoda; Collembola; Entomobryomorpha; Isotomidae
Product: mitochondrial fission process protein 1
Exons: 4
Coding region: 307-783 (158 amino acids)
Biological process (GO): mitochondrial fission
Cellular component (GO): mitochondrion
Source: RefSeq, a predicted model, not a curated record
GUUUCCGAUACUAUAAUCCGGCUCUGUGGGGUAGAAAAUUUCCUGUAACAGCUUACCAAAAGGUUCAAACAAACCAAAAUCAAGGAAAUUUAGUUUGCACACGUUUCAUGCAAUGAUGCACCAACCAAGAAAGAGGAACACGACUCUCUGCUUUCUCCCGAAGCUCAAAUUGCUCAAAUUGUAUCUCAAAAAAUCCACGUGCUCUGCCUGAUCAGAUGUCUUUAUCAGUACAGAGAAUUAGCGUAUGUUAACGGUGAUUAAAAUAAUACAAUUUUUCUCUGGAAAGAGGACAAUUCUUUGUUGAAAAUGUCGACGGAAAAACCUGACACCACGCCAAAGAACAAAAUUGACAUCUGGAGAGACACCCCAGUGAGAUUAUUAGGUUACGCGAACGAGGUGGGAGAGUCCUUUCGAGCCUUGGUGCAUGUCAACGCUGUUCGCCUUAGUUAUGGCGUGGCCUUUGCCUACGUGUUUGCAGACACCAACGACAAGACAAAAAAAGAAAUGAAUCAGAAACGGAAAAUAAUCGCUGCUGCUGACACUCUGAUUUGGCAGACCCUCGCGUCAGUGGCAAUCCCAGGAUUUACAAUUAAUCGACUUUGCGCUCUGUCGUUGUUUCUUUUAAGUAAGAACAAGAAAUUAAGUCUCCCGAUGAGGAAAUGGACAACAACUGCCAUUGGGCUGGCCAGUAUACCCUUUAUUGUCAAGCCAAUCGACCAUGGAGUUGACUUUCUGAUGGAGAGCACUUUUAGGAAAUUUUUCCAUCCCGAAAUUGGACCUUGAAUGCAUUUUCAUGUAUGUAAAUGCUGACAUUUUCAAGAUGUACAAGUAUUAUGUGCACUAUACGCAUAUAAUAACUGACGCAAAUAGGCGUAUGCUCGUCCUCGAAUAUAAAGAUUAUUGUAAUACCGGUCGCAAACGACCACGUAGAUCACUAGAUCUCAUAGUUUUAACCAAACUGUAGUUCAUUGGUGUUAUGCACAAUGUAUCUCUUUGUCAGAACUCAGUGCCUCCAGAUUUGGGAUUAUAUGUGUUCUGUUCUGUGAUUAUGUACAGGAGGUAGUUAAUGAAUUGCAAAUAUAUGUAAUAUGCUAAUUCUUAAGAAAACAUGUGAUUGUGACAGAGAAGGUCUUCUGAAAAAAUUUGAAUUCGAAUUUGAAUUCGAAUGCGUUUUACAAUUAGUCGACAAUAAGAUUGAGACAGGCAUCUUGUUUAUUCAUCCUAAUAAUGUUAUUUGAAGUGUUGAAAAUUUAAAUUUAGAAUAAACUAUGAUUGAAAAGUA